CUCAGAGAGCCCUCUGCAGAGAUGUCAUGCAGGAGAACUAUGAGAACGUGACCUCGCUGGGGGCCAAUGGCCUGCGAGGAGGGGGCUGUGUAUUUCACCGAAGAAGAGUGGGCUCUGCUGGACCCCGCUCAGAGAGCCCUCCACAGAGACGUGCAGGAGAACUAUGAGAACGUGACCUCGCUGGCAGGUGCUGGGCUGGUGAGUGAGACCAUGGAGCAGAAUUCUCAGCAGGAAGAUGAUGAGGAAGUGGAACCUCAUGGCACACUAUUGCAAAGAUGCAAAGGGAGUGUGUCCAGGAGUUGUGAUCAGGGAAAAGCCUGUGAGAGUCAGCACAUUCCAGAGAGGUGGCAGGGAAACCAGGCAAUGCAGAAGCAUGGAGCGCCGAUCAGCACAGAUGACCAUGCAGUCCCGGAAUCAAACAAGAGCUCCAGCAUGGACCUCAAGAUCCAGGUACAUUUAACCUUCAUGUACCUAGUUAAAGUCACUCCUGGUUCACCCUUCCUGGAGCUGAUGGACAUUCCUAUUGGAGGGACACCCACCUCCAUGACAUAG
Molecule: messenger RNA, 552 nt
Organism: Mauremys mutica (yellowpond turtle)
Lineage: Eukaryota; Metazoa; Chordata; Testudines; Geoemydidae
Product: zinc finger protein 3-like
Exons: 5
Coding region: 67-552 (161 amino acids)
Biological process (GO): regulation of DNA-templated transcription
Source: RefSeq, a predicted model, not a curated record